Mytilus californianus (California mussel) is the source of this 996-nucleotide messenger RNA. Its product is annotated as protein PFC0760c-like. Lineage: Eukaryota; Metazoa; Mollusca; Bivalvia; Mytilida; Mytilidae. The coding region runs from base 1 to 996 and encodes 331 amino acids. The record is from RefSeq and is a predicted model, not a curated record. The transcript is spliced from 3 exons.
AUGUCAGUGAACAAAGACAAUGUCACAUCACUAAACAAAGACAAUGUCACAGUACUGAACAAAGACAAUGCCACACUACUGAACAAAGACAAUGCCACACUACUGAACAAAGACAAUAUCACAGUACUGAACAAAGUCAAUGUCACAGAACCGAAAAAAGACAAUAUCACAGCAGUGAACAAAGACAAUGUCACAUCACUAAACAAAGACAAUGCCACAGUACUGAACAAAGACAAUGCCACACUACUGAACAAAGACAAUGCCACACUACUGAACAAAGACAAUAUCACAGCACUGACCAAUAGACAAUGCAACACUACUGAACAAAUACAAUGCAACACUACUGAACAAAGACAAUAUCACAUGAACAAAGACAACGUCACAUCACUUAACAAAGACAAUGUCACAGCACUGAAUGAAGACAAUGUCACAGUACUGAACAAAGACAAUGUCACAGUACUGAACAAAGACAAUGUCACAGCACUGAACAAAGACAAUGUCACAUCACUAAACAAAGACAAUAUAACAUUACUGAACAAAGACAAUGUUACAGUACUUAAACAAAAACAAUGUCACAGCACUCAACAAAACAAUGUCACAGUACUGAACAAAGACAAUGUCACAGUACUGAACAAAGACAAUGUCACAGUACUGAACAAAGACAAUGUCACAGCACUGAAAAAAGACAAUGUCACAGUAUUGAACAAAGACAAUGUCAUAGUACUGAACAAAGACAAUGUCACAGUACUGAACAAAAACAAUGUCACAUCACUAAACAAAGACAAUGUCACAGUUCUGAACAAAGACAAUGUCACAGUACUGAACAAAUACAAUGUCACAGUAUUGAACAAAGACAAUGUCACAGUACUGAACAUAGACAAUGUCACAGUAUUGAACAUAGACAAUGUCACAGUAUUGAACAAAGACAAUGUCACAGUAUUAAACAAAGACAAUGUGUACAGUUCUGAUAUCCUUAUAUCAUUAUGCAGUUUUUAA